AUGGCGACGGCAGAGCCAAGAAGCAUUUUGCAGCGAAGACCGGGAAAAUCCAACGUUCUGGAGUGCGGGGUGUGCGAGGAUGUGUUCGGUCUCCAAGGCGACAAGGUGCCACGCCUCCUGCUGUGUGGGCACACCCUCUGCCACGACUGUCUCACCCGCCUGCCGCUACACGGGCGGGCCAUUCGCUGUCCCUUCGACAGGCAGAUGACUGAAAUAGGGGACUCGGGAGUCUGGGGGUUAAAGAAGAACUUUGCCCUUCUGGAGCUGCUGGAGAGACUGCAGUUUGGCCGAGAGUCACCGGGGGCGCUGCUGUGUGAUGUCAGCAUGGACACGGAGAAAGAGACCACAGUCCAUUGUGAUGAGAUAGAGGACCACCUGGCCACUAUCUACUGCACAGUUUGCAGCACUAACCUGUGUGCUGAGUGUGCCCAGUCAACACACAACACUCGCACACUGGCCAAGCACAAACUUGUCCCUCUUCAUGAGAGACCGAGGGAGAAGCCCAUGUGCCCACUGCACCAGACUCAUGCCAUCGAGUUCGCGUGUCUGGAGGAGAGUUGUCUGUGCAACCCACUCAUGUGUUAUGUGUGCAAGGACUAUGGAAAACAUCAGGGGCACAAGGACUAUGGAAAACACCAAGGACACAAGCACACUUUGAUAGAGAAUGACGCAGAGCAGGUGCGCGUGUCGAUCAUCGACACCCUGCAGCACGUUAAGGGCUUCCUGGACGAGGUUUCGGACAGCGCCCGUCGCCUAGGCAACGCGAUCCAGCAGAUGGAGGGGUGUUCUCGGACUGUGGAGAACGAACACGGCUUCACACACACAGAACAGAUCCAUGGAACAGCAGAAGAGGCUCAUGUCCAUGGAAUGGCAGAAGAAGUGCGCAUCUGCAUCCGCCGGUACUUCCAGGGCAAACAAACAAACAAACAAACAAACAGAAAUGUUCUAAUGUCCCCACAGAUGCACGGGACAGCGGAAGAAGUGCGCAUCUGCAUCUGCCGGUGCAUGGAACAGCAGAAGAGGCUCGCAUCCGCGUGCGCCGUCCAUGGAACGGCAGAAGAAGCUCGCGUCCGCGUCCGCCGUUACUUCCAGGACCUCCACGAGACCCUCCAUCGACAGGAGAACGCCGCUCUGAGCGUCGUCGACACGCACGUCCGUGAAAAACUCUGCUCCCUCAAACAACAGCAGGAAGACAUGGCCGUGGUCGUGUCUCAGGUCACUACAAUCUGUCUGGAGUGUGAGAAGAUGCUGCAACAGGACGACCACAAGAUUCUGCUGGCAAAGCAGGAGAUCCGGAGUCUGCUGGACACGGUCAGGAAACAGCAACAGCAGUUCUGCGACCUUCCGGAACAGCUCAACAUGGACGCCGGGAUUCCUCUUACAUUCACCAAGAUCUGA
This is a messenger RNA of Branchiostoma belcheri (Belcher's lancelet), 1398 nucleotides long. Its product is annotated as E3 ubiquitin-protein ligase TRIM23-like. Lineage: Eukaryota; Metazoa; Chordata; Leptocardii; Amphioxiformes; Branchiostomatidae. The transcript is spliced from 12 exons. The record is from RefSeq and is a predicted model, not a curated record. Bases 1 to 1398 code for a protein of 465 amino acids. Gene Ontology annotation, molecular function: zinc ion binding.